CGCCUCCCGGCGGCGUCACGGGUAUCGGCGAGGCGGAGCUUUCGGUUGGCAGCAGGAACGGCCGCCGGCGCCUGACGGGAUUUCCCCCCCCUCUGCCCUCCUCCCCUUCCCGGUGUCCAGCGCUGCGCGGGGGCCUCCCCGGCUCCCUCGGUGCCGCGCCCCGGGGGGGGCUUCGCUGCGGAACCCUGGCCGCUCCCCCCGCGCCGCCGCCGGGCCCUCCCGGCCUCCGCUCCGGCACAGGAAAUAACAUCAUUCUAGAGAAGCAACUGUUUCCCUGAAGUUCAGGUGUUCAGCUUCACUGCCAUUAUGGAUGAGCAGCAAGCUUUGAAUUCAAUCAUGCAGGAUUUGGCUGUGCUUCAUAAGGCCAGUCGUCCUGUAUUGCCUCAGCAAGAAACAGGAAAACCAAAGUCAUCAUCACCUAAAAAACAGAAUGAUGUUAGAGUCAAAUUUGAACAUCGAGGUGAAAAAAGGAUCCUGCAAUUACCAAGGCCUGUUAAACUUGAAGAUCUUGCAGCUAAAGCUAAAGUUGCUUUUGGACAAACUAUGGAUUUACAUUACAGCAAUAAUGAGCUUGUAAUUCCAUUAACCACACAGGAUGACCUGGACAAAGCUGUUGAACUGCUUGACCGUAGUGUUCAUAUGAAGAGUCUCAAGAUAUUACUUGUAAUACAUGGAAAUACACAGUCACCCAGUGUAAAUAACGUGGAACCCUUGCCCUCACUGGAAGAUUUAGAUAAUACGGUGUUUGGUAUGACAGACAGGAAAAGACGGCUGUCUGUAAUAGGUUCUAAUACUCAUGACAGGAGUUCACCUCCCCCAGGAUACAUUCCAGAUGAGCUGCAUCAGGUAGCCCGAAAUGGAUCCUUCACCAGUAUAAACAGUGAGGGUGAAUUCAUUCCAGAAAGUAUGGAUCAGAUGCUGGAUCCAUUAUCUUUGAGCAGUCCUGAAAACUCUGGGUCGGGAAGCUGUCCCUCACUUGACAGCCCUUUAGAUGGGGACAACUAUCCCAAAUCUCGGAUGCCAAGAGCACAGAGCUAUCCAGAUAAUCAUCAGGAAUUCUCAGUAGAGUAUGAUAUCCCAAUAUUUGAGAAAUUUGGAAAAGGGGGGACUUAUCCCCGAAGAUACCAUAUUUCAUAUCAUCAACAAGACUAUAACGAUGGUCGUAAGACUUUUCCAAGAGCCAGAAGGACUCAGGGUAACAGCUUCCGAUCACCAGUUAGUUUCAGUCCCACUGAUCACUCUCUGAGCACCAGUAGCGGAAGCAGUGUCUUUACACCAGAAUACGAAGAUAACCGAAUGAGGAGGAGAGGAAGUGACAUAGACAAUCCUACCUUAUCAGUCAUGGACAUCAGCCCACCCAGCCGCUCACCACGAGCUCCAACUAACUGGAGACUUGGUAAACUGCUGGGACAAGGUGCAUUUGGCAGAGUGUAUCUGUGUUACGAUGCUGACACUGGAAGAGAACUGGCUGUUAAACAAGUUCAGUUUGAUCCUGAUAGUCCAGAAACCAGCAAGGAAGUAAACGCACUUGAAUGUGAGAUUCAGUUGCUGAAAAAUCUGCUGCAUGAACGAAUUGUUCAGUAUUACGGCUUCUUGAGAGAUCCACCAGAGAGAACACUCUCUAUAUUCAUGGAAUAUAUGCCUGGGGGUUCCAUCAAAGACCAACUGAAAUCGUAUGGAGCGCUCACAGAGAAUGUGACUCGUAAAUAUACGCGGCAGAUUUUGGAAGGAGUUCACUAUUUGCACAGUAAUAUGAUUGUCCAUCGAGAUAUUAAAGGAGCAAAUAUUCUACGAGAUUCAGCAGGCAACGUGAAGCUUGGUGACUUUGGUGCCAGCAAACGACUGCAGACUAUCUGUCUCUCUGGAACAGGGAUGAAGUCUGUCACAGGAACUCCAUACUGGAUGAGUCCAGAAGUUAUUAGUGGAGAAGGGUACGGCAGAAAAGCAGAUAUCUGGAGCGUAGGUUGUACAGUGGUAGAAAUGCUCACAGAGAAGCCCCCGUGGGCAGAGUUCGAAGCAAUGGCUGCCAUCUUUAAAAUUGCCACUCAGCCAACCAACCCCCAGCUACCACCUCAUGUCUCCGACCAUGCUCGGGAUUUCUUGAAACGGAUUUUUAUCGAGGCCAAGCUGCGACCAUUUGCAGAUGAACUGCUAAGACACACAUUUGCACACUAUCACUAACAGCCUGCCUCAACUCACCUUGCAUCUACUGCAUUUAUUUUCUAUUUGACUGCACUUUUUUUUUUAUUUUUUACGGAAAAAAUAAGUAGAAAAAAGACAAGAGAGAGAAUAUUCUCUUGAACUAUUGUUUCACUUAGAUUGUAAACAAUCUAAAUUUUGUAUCUAAAAUGAGAAUCUUCUCUCCCCAGCUCCCACUAGGACUAGAACUUGUUAUUUCUAUAAUGUACUGAUGUGGUUCAUGUAGAUAAAGCACUUUAGUACAUAUUUGUUCCUUAUUUAAAGAGGAAAAAAGAAAAAGACAAAUGCUUGGACAGUCAGGAACUGUGUGACUUUUUCUGACACCGCUGACUGACUCAGGGUGCAGGGAAAUAUAGACAUGCAGCUAAAGGACAAGAAGAUCACUUCUCUGUGGUUGUUCUUUAUGUUGUAGGUACUUAUGGCAGAGAGUUCUAAAGUUCUCAUUGUUUAGCAUUUUAAUCAGCAUCUGGAUUUUACAAUUUAAGCUGGAACAUGUGAUUCUAAGAGUUAAUGAUAAGUCUGGAAGAACUUGGAACUCUUUGUACAGCAGGUUGUCUAACUGGUACUUCAUGUGACCAAAAGAAAGUAACAAAAAAGAACUCAACACUGAUAUACUAGUUAAGGGUUUUGGCGUAGAACUGUCGUAUUAUCUUAAUAGGAAAAUAAUUACAGGUAAGCAGAUUAUGGACCCAGACUCCUAGGAACUACUAUACUGCAAGGUGAAAAUUUCUGCAAUAGACAAGGGUCAGGUGUUAAUUGUAAAUAGUUAGGAGAAUGCCUCCUGCUGUAUCUGCCAAAGAGAACCUCUGUUGCGUAAGCUUGGAGGGAGACGGUUAUCAUAGAUAAAAUAGUGAUAUUGGGAGUCAGUUCUCCACAAUCCCGUGAAUGGCUGGGGGGUAAAGGGAGUGACUAAUCCUUGUGCAGUAUAGGAGUUACUUGAUUUUGAAUGAGCUAUGAGAAAUAAUGUUUUCAAAGCUGUCGAGGGGCGCUAGCAUGGAAUGUAUGUCAACAUCAAGUGCCUGAAUAAUAUAAAAUUCUUCCCAUUAUGCACUAAACCAAAUCAUUUAGUAACACAGCUCAGUCAUCUAGGAUGUGUUGAAAAUUCCUGAAAUAAAGUUUAAACAUCUUUUAACACAAGGAAUAAGUCACUGAGAAAGUUCUAUUUUUAAUUAAGUAGUGAUGAUGAAUCGACAUGAACAAGGAGGCACAGCAUGAAAGAUUGUAUGAAGAAUAGGCCAAAAGCGCAAAGACAGCCAGCAAUUAAAUAACAUGACUGUGAUUGCUCUUGCCUGAUAAUGCAGGUGAUUGGUGUUGGUCAGAUUUCCAACUGUCAAAAAACUUGCGUUAAUCACUUUUUCCAUUUCUGAAAAAGUAUAAUAAAAAGUCAAUCUCUGAAACCCUGCUUUGCAUUCAAGAAGUCCAGAUACUGAUCAGGUGUAGUGAUUAAACUGACUUUUCACAGCAGAAAAGUCAAACUCAUUUUUGUAGAAGAACACAACGUAAAUUAUUUAAAAGGGCAUUUGGAAAUAAACUGUUGGACUACAGAACUGAAAAAAUACUGUUUUGGGUGAUUCAUUUUAUGAUUUUGUUCUUUUGUAAAGGCAGAGCAGGCUGAUACUGUGAACCUUGUUCACUCUGACAAGGCUCUACCUGUUCUGCAUGUCUACAGGACUAUGAGAAUGAUGGAGAACAUGGAGACAGAACAGUAAGCAUACUCAUUCCCACGCUCGUUCAGUCAUUAAAUUUCUGAAUUCUGGCAACUUCUAAGUUUUGUACCGGAGCAUAAGCAGGAGUGUGGGUCUAUCCUAAUCACUUUACCUGUAGUGGAUUAAGUAAUUUUUUUGAGGACACCAUCUCUCCUGAGAAUGAGUGAUGGCUUUUUUAUGUAUUUUAGCCAGCUUAUAAUUUUCUCGGUCAGGGUACACAAUUGCGUAAGAUUUCCUGAGCAUAGGAAGAACUAGUCAGACCAGGGAGAGUUUAGAAGGCUGAAAGGAAAGUUAGCUUGUACUGACUUUUGGUUUUGCCCUUCUGACUCUAGAUAAAAGCUAUGAAAUCAGCCUUUAAGAAGAAUUGAUAUGUACUCUGCUGUAAAGGACUUCUGCUUUAUAAGUAAAAUUUAAUGACGGCAAGAAUUGGAAGUUUACUGUAGAGCCUAAUAGUUUAAAGAUCAUGUAAUUGAAAUGAUUGGUUUCAAAGAGAUUAAGAAGGUACCAAGACCAGAGUGAAAAUGUAUAUAAAAAUCAGUAGUGGACAGUAAUAUCUGAAAAGGUAAUGAAAUUUUUUAUUAGCGAAAAAGGACAUUAAAGGGAAAAUGUAACCAGGUUUAUCUGUAGCAUUCAUAACAUUUAAGUAUACUGUUCUAAAAAGAAGCUGCACACUCUGAAGCUUGGAAGUUUUCAUAAUCUAGUUUUCUUAUAAUGUGUCCUUUUUGCGAGACAGUGCUGGCUGAUGUAUAUUGCAAUAUCACUUCCUCAGUGUGAUUUUUAAUUACUGAAUAAUUGCAUUUGCUGCUUUUGUGCCUUUUCUAAAAAGGGCAUUCAGUCAUGACAGUGGUAAAUAUCUUGGAGCCAGGAAAAAAAGAAUUUGCAGAAUGCGUUUUCCUUUACUUCUUUGACAUAUCAGGAAGCUGCCACUGCAAAGACAGUGCUUCUUAAAUGAAGGUGACAUUUGGCAAUUCCAAUGAUUUUUAGUAAAAUUUUAUUAACUUAGUUAAGGUUAGGCUUGAGCUGUUUUGUUGGGGUUUUUUUUCACCCUAUGGAGAAUUUGUCUACCGACUUGUAGUGAAUUAGGUAGUUAUUAACAUAAAUGUUUUGAGCUAGAAAUAACUGAAUCUGAAUUGGACUUUUAGUAAAACAUUAGUUAAAACUUAUCCCCAAUUGGGGUAAUGUAGUAAAACAUGCUGCUGCAUUAAGUAAUGUAGUACCUCUGUACUCAAUACCUGUCAAAUACUUGCAUUGACCACUGGCGUGAUAACGAACAAACCCUCAUACAAUGAGGGUGUAUGGAAUUGUGUGUUGAAGGAGAGUUGUAGAGCCAAGACUCCUGCUCACACCUUUGUCUUACUGACAAAGAUGGCAGCAUUUUAGAAUCAUUAAUUGUUCUUAAUUGUUGAGUCCAAUGACUAGAAAAUGCUAGUGAAAACAAUCCUGUUGCAACGCUGUUCUGCUUUUCUAUAAAUGCCACCACAAAGCUAUGCUCUCAGAAAAUAAGAAUUGAGGUUCACAGUGAGUAUGUGUAUUUUCGAAGGACCUAUCUGCUAGUGAUUUUUUUUAUUCUUUCUGUCCAUAUUAAGUAACAGAAGUUAAACUCCUUCUGUAUUGUGAUUUUAAUGGUGUAACUAAGAGCCCUGUCAAGAGUCUGACUGAAAGUGGAUCCAAUAGCUGCAAAAUUAAAUCUAUAUAGACUUUUUUCUUGACAAUUUAAAUAUAGUUUUAAAAUUUUAACUUGAUUUGCAAUUUGAUUUGUAGCUAACCAGUCCUUUCAGUAUAGCAAAAUGAAAUGAGUUGGUUUUUUUAGCUAGUGCCUUUUUAUGUGUAUGCCUUAAUUCUGUUCAUGUUUUAACACCAUAUUGAAGUAUGACAUACAAUUCCAUGUCACCAAGACAGUGGGUUUUUUCGAAGCACCCAAACCAGGAUUUGUCUAACUGCAUUGAAAAGUGGACUUCAGUUAUAACCUGCUGCAGAUGUGUAAAUAGAAAAUUUUAAAAUGUGAUUUUUUGAGCACUGCCUGAGGGCUUCCUGUGGUUUUGUGUUUGCGUUUUGGAGAUAGUACACUGAUGGGCAUACAAGAAAAAGGACUUUACGGCACUCACAGAAAUACUGCUAGCAUUGAGAUGUAGCUUCUUGGCUCUGGGUGCUGGACUCUGAGUUGACAAUGGAGGACACAGCAGAGUUUCAAUGCGCUUGAAAUUAUGGUCGGUACAUUUAGAAAUACGGUACUGCAUUAAAAGCUGCUUACUUUCAGUACAGGGAAUAUGAUGUGUCUAAGCAAAUCAACGGGUUUCUCAGCAUCAUGCCCAUGAGAUUCUUUCCUGUGCCUUUUGGAUAAUUCUAAUUCUGCUGUUGUCUUGACUGAAAGCCUUGUAGCACCCAUAGGUACAGUGCAGAACAGCAAGCCAUUCUUUCAGACAACAUAGAGCAACGUCUAGCUGCAGCUUCAGAGACUUGACAAAUUGAUCAGAUCUACAGGUAUUUAUAACCAAUUUCUUACUUUUUUAAUCUUGAAAGUCUUUGUCACUCAUAUAAAAAAGCAUAAUGCGUCUGCUUGAAUGUAAGUCCUUAUGGUGUUUCUGGAAAAGCAGAAAUAUUACUGCCAGUAUAAUUUUUUCCUGCUGGUAACUUGCUGUCUUGUGUUAAUGACAGGUCUGCAGUGUAAAAUCACGUACAAUUACCAAAGCUUUUCUAUCCCCAUAUACAUAUAGCCAAAUGUGAUGUAUCAUGGAUUAGUACUGUUAUAGAUACAUAUAUAUCCGCCAGUAAGCUAUUGCUGAGUAAAGCACAUACUAGUAAACAGUGAUAGACACUGCCCGUAUUUAAGAAGUUGGGCGUUCAUAGUUGCUGUUUUGAUGUGCAAAAUUCAUGCCAGCAUUAAAAUCAAGAGUUUGCUUUUUAAAACUCUUUUUAACUUAAUCUUAUUGUUGUCAUUAUAAAAUUAAUGCAUAAGCUUGGUAACUAAACACGGUGACAUUUAUAGCUGGGUUUGAGUUUUGAGACGUGUAAGGAAUGCCAUGAAGAUGAGUAGAUUUGCAACCUGAAUUGCUCUGUGCGGCAUAGUACGGCUAUUCCAAAGCUGCUAGGAACCAGUGUACUUGACGUGAGAGUGACGCCCAUAGUUACAGGGUGUCGAUGCUGCCUUCAGGAGGAGCCACAAACACACACCAAAGGGGCAGGCAGGGAAUGGCCACCAGCUUGGAGUUUCAGAGUGAAAAUCUUUGAUCAGAAAUACUGGAGCUCCUCCCUUCUUUUACUUUUCCCUACUUUGCCUGCAUGGUGUAUUUUUCUUUCUAGUUGGUGUAACUUACAUACUGCAUAGGUGCUGGCCACUGAUGCCCCCUGAACAAGGUGUGAGUUAACGUAUGUCUUUAUACCAGGGCCCCUUCACUUGAAUCCAGGAUGCUGCAGCUCCCUGCUUGCUGGAGCAACCCUUGCGUUUUCUCUAGCAAUAUAUACAUGUAGGUACCUGAGGGUUAGGUGGGAUGGAGCAAAUGAAAUUUCUCACAUUUCAAAGCCACCGAUGCAAGCAGUUAUGCUUUGGCUAGGUCUUAGUUUUCAUAAACUUACUUAAAAGGGAGAGGAACUGGAUUAAAACACAUAAAAAUGGUAUAUAUCAUGGUCCAGCCUGUAUGUUGAGUCCACCACUGAGGACUGGAGGAUCUUCUGUCAAGACAGGAUCUUCUGUUGACAGAUAAGGACAAAGGGUACUCUUAACGGAGUGGAUUUUCAUGGGAAGCGUUUCAGAGGCUUUUCAUGUCUUUUACCCCAAAACUAGGGAUCCUUUUUCCCGGAAGUUAAAGAAUGUGGAUUUAAAACAAGGAUUGCAUUUUCUUUUUUGACCAGGCAUUACAUUGUCGGUUUCCUUGUGUUUGUUUCUCAUGCAUACCAGUAAAACCAUGGUGUCAUCCUAAAAUGGGAAUGGUUUAUUGAAGUAUAGUGUCUGCCAUCUCAGACCUUGCAGGAGUCAUACAAUGGAAUAUCACUGUAAAUAUAUGGAGGAGAUGUAGAUGAAUCGGAACGUAGACUUUUAGUUUUCAUGAAGCUAUGGAUAAAAGUUUGUAAAUUUACUCCAUCUAAUGUACAUUUUUAUGUAGCCAUUAAAUUCUCUAUUUAAUCUAUCAGUUUCUCACUGUAAAUGUUUUUACUUUCAGUUGAAUGCUGGGCACAGUUUGUAAUGUAUGUACACAAAGGUGUUUUUUUCUAUCAGCGUUGACUUUUUUGCACAUUUUUGGAAAUAUUUAAUUUGUACACUGAUUUAAUACUCUGACCAAUUGUUGAUGGGUGUAUGAGGAUCAUGUGUGUGUGCAAUGUACUACUGUCUGGAUGUAUGGGUUUUUUAUUACUUUGAGAUGUUGCUACCAGUAACUGCACUGCUGUGGCUGCUUUACAUGGAAUAUCUUCUGUAUAAAAAAACCCAAAAAGAUAAAAACGAUUAAAAAAUUCGCCUAUGGUUAUCUUGGUUGAGGAACUGGGGAGCUGAGCAUUGCUUACUCAUUCAGUUGAUCUAACAACCUCCCAAACUUAAAGAAAAAACACAAAAACCAACAAAACCCCCUUGUAAUUCUCUGUGUGCAUUGAAUGUGUGUGUGUGUAUAUCCCAGUAAUCUUAUCUCAGUUUCGUUUCUACAUUUUUAUGAACUUGUUUUUUAAGGGUACUAUGUUUAGUUAGAAUAAUUAAAUAUAUAAAAGCUUUGAGAGAUGAUUUACUAGAUAAAUAUAUUUUCAGCUGGCUGAUGUUCAAAAUAUUUUUUUAAUUUUUGUUUUUAACCAUUCGAAAUGUAUUUGUAUUUCCAAAAUCAGACACGGAUUGUACUUAGAAAUAUAUUAAAACACUCUGUAGGGACAACAGUGUUAUUUCUCUUUUAACGGUUUUGUAUUUUAGAGCGAUGGGGAAUGAUAUCUCAUACCUG
Messenger RNA from Cuculus canorus (common cuckoo), 8821 nucleotides. It is a transcript of the gene MAP3K2, whose product is annotated as mitogen-activated protein kinase kinase kinase 2. The transcript is spliced from 17 exons. The record is from RefSeq and is a predicted model, not a curated record. Gene Ontology annotation, molecular function: ATP binding; protein binding; protein kinase activity. NCBI's taxonomy places the organism in Eukaryota, Metazoa, Chordata, Aves, Cuculiformes, Cuculidae. The coding region runs from base 307 to 2181 and encodes 624 amino acids. Gene Ontology annotation, biological process: protein phosphorylation.